GCUCAGCUCAAAAGCCCGAUCACUCACACACCAAGUCUACACACACCUCCCAGGCGCGCGAGACGGACGCCAGAGUCUGAGCGGAGCGCCGGCAGCGAGAGGAGCCCUCACCCACGGAGACACGCGGGGACGCAGCGGUGCCGCAGGAGGUGGCGGGACGGACGCGAGAGACAUUUAGGGAACCAAGAGCCCAGCACUUUUUAUUGCUCCUCAUUUAUGAUUCCGUUGAAUCAGAUUGACAGACCGAGGCUUCCGACGGCUUCCACAGCUGCCAGCGGGGACUCCAGCUCGCUGCCGCCGAACCGGGAGCGGAGAUCCGACCCUCGCGUGCGCAAAAUACGCGGGGCGGCGUAGAAGGAAAUACCGGCACUGGGUCGGAACCCAUCCUGUGUGCGGGAUCUCCGGAGCGCAGAUACCGCCGCUCAGCUGCUGGGUUCAAGCAGUAUUGAUCAAGGAGUUUGAAUACGAGUUUGGAUGCGGUUUAGCGCUGACUGGACACACUUGAAACUCAAAGGGCAACACGUAUUUGAAUCCGAAUCACCUUAAGGACAUGUAGUUGGCACAAAGUCUCAUCCACUGAUGGUUGAAUAAACGCCGUCGGAUUAUUGCUGAGGUGGUCUAGUUUUGGCUACUGCCGGCGGUUUUCGGGGUGGAUUUUUUACAGCAGUAGAAGCGAUACACAACGUAUUGGGAACAUUAGAAACUUUAAAGCUCGACACGAGUUUCUGCAUCACUCAAGAUGGAUUUUGUGCCGUCGUUGAUUGGAUUUUUAUUGGCACUGUGUCGUCUGACGUCGCGAGUCGGAGGAGAAGAGGCCACCGAGUGCGGCGGCGUGCUAGACGCCAGCAAGGCGGGCUACAUCACCUCGCCCGGCUAUCCGCUGGAGUACCCCCCUCACCAGAACUGCCACUGGAUCAUCACGGCGCCGGAGCCCUCCCAGCGCAUCAUCGUCAACUUCAACCCGCACUUUGAGAUCGAGAGGCUGGACUGCAAGUACGACUUCAUCGAGAUCCGCGAUGGAACCUCCGACAACGCCGACGUUCUGGGUCGACACUGCAGCAACAUCGCGCCAGCGCCGAUCAUUUCGUCGGGCUCCUCCCUUCAGAUCCGAUUCGUCUCCGACUACGCCCACCAGGGGGCAGGCUUUUCUCUGCGCUAUGAGAUCUUCAAAACAGGGUCGGAGUUCUGCUUCCGCAACUUCACCAGCCCCACCGGCAUGAUCGAGUCGCCGGGCUUCCCGGACAAGUACCCCCACAAUCUGGAGUGCUCCUACAUGAUCAUCGCGCCGCCCCACAUGGACAUCACCCUCACGUUCCUGACCUUCGACCUGGAGAACGACCCCCUGCUGGUGGGGGAGGGCGACUGCAAGUACGACUGGCUGGACGUGUGGGACGGCCUGCCACAAGUGGCGCCUCUGAUUGGCCGGUACUGCGGGACCAAGAUCCCGCCGGAGAUCCAGUCGUCGUCGGGGCUGCUGUCCCUCUCCUUCCACACCGACAUGGCCGUGGCCAAAGACGGCUUCUCGGCUCGCUACAACAUGACGCACAAAGAGGUCACCGACUCGUUCCACUGCAGCAUGGCGCUCGGGAUGGAGUCGGGGAAGAUCAGCGACGACCAGAUCAGCGCUUCCACGUCCUUCUACGACAACCGCUGGCUGCCGCGGCAGGCCCGCCUCAACAACGACGACAACGCCUGGACCCCCUCCGAGGACAGCAACAAGGAGUACAUACAGGUCGACCUGCAGUUCCUCAAGGUUUUGACGGGCAUCGCCACCCAGGGAGCGGUUUCCAAGGAGACUCAGAAAUCCUACUAUGUCACCACCUUCAAACUGGAGGUCAGCACCAACGGGGAGGACUGGAUGGUGUACCGACACGGCAAGAACCACAGGGUCUUCCACGCAAACACCGACCCGUCCGAGGUGGUCCUGAACCGGGUCCCGCAGCCCGUCCUGGCCCGCUUCGUCCGCAUCCGGCCCCAGUCUUGGAAGAACGGCAUCGCCCUGCGCUUCGAGCUCUACGGAUGCCAGAUUACAGAUGCUCCGUGUUCAGACCUGCAGGGCCUGCUGUCCGGACUGCUGCCCGAUGCCCAGAUCUCCGCCUCCUCCAGCAGGGACAUGGUGUGGAGCCCCGGGACGGCCCGUCUGGUGGCCAGUCGCUCUGGCUGGUUCCCCGCCCCCGCGCAGCCGCUGGCUGGAGAGGAGUGGCUACAGGUGGACCUGGGUUUACCCAAGACGGUGCGCGGCGUGAUCACCCAGGGAGCGAGGGGAGGCGACGCAGGGAGCGGAGCCACCGCGGAUAACCGGGCUUUUGUUAGGAAGUACAAAGUAGCGCACAGCGUCAAUGGAAGAGACUGGAAUUUCAUCAUGGACAGCAAGACCAGCCUGCCCAAGAUCUUCGAGGGGAACACGCACUACGACACGCCAGAGCUGCGUCACUUCGACGAGACGGUGGCCCAGUACGUCAGGCUGUACCCAGAGAGGUGGUCCCCGGCGGGGAUCGGGAUGAGGGUGGAGAUCCUCGGCUGCGACCAUCCCGAAACCUCCACGCCUGCAGACACCGUCGCUCCAACGGUGCCCGAGGACGCAGAAACGACCACGGUCCCCAUAACGACCACAGCAGCUACGUCCCCACCGGCAGUCAGCGCGUGUGACUUCGACCACGGCCUGUGCGGCUGGACCCACGACCCCAGCGCCCCUCUCUACUGGUCCCUGCACAGCCACGAGCUCAACAGCUACCUGUACGUGGACGCCAGCCUGAAGAUGGAGCAGCAGCGGGCCCGGCUCGUGAGCCCCGUGGUGCCGGCGGAAACCGGGCCGCUGUGCCUCCUCUUCUCCUACCAGCUCUCGGGGGAGGCCCAAGGUCACCUGAAGGUCCUGCUGCGGGACGCUCACAACCAGGAGACCCUCAUUUGGACGCUGAAGGACGAUCAGGGCCCCGUGUGGAAGGAGGGUCGCACCAUCCUGCCUCGCUCCCCUAAAGACUUCCAGGUUGUCAUGGAGGGGUUCUUUGUGCACGGCACCAGAGGGCACAUCUGGAUCGACAACAUCCACAUGAGCUCCAGCACCCCUCUGAAGGAGUGUACACAACCCUUCGCGGCGUUUUCACCAGAAAGUCCAGGGGGAGGCGUUCCUGUGCCUCCCUUGCCCAUCCACUGGUAUUACAUAAUGGCCGCCGGAGGCGCCCUCCUUCUCCUGGCUGUGGCCAUCUUGGUCAGAGCCCUCUGUUGCUGCCGACAACACCUGGCCACCAAGAAGAGCCAGCUGUCAGUGACCUAUCACAGCUCCUCGCAGUGUUUCCAGUAUUCUAACUGGUCCUCCAGUAUGGCUACCCCAGGGGUGGAGCCUGUCCUGACAGUGAGGUUGGACAGCCGGGACAGACAUCGUACCCUCUGCUGAACGAAGCACUUAGCGGCAUUGUGUUCGGCAGAGCGGGACGCCCACUUGUGAUUUCGGUGGCGGAGUGUGUCGUGAUGCUGCAGGAUUGACCCAACAUCCACUCCUUCCUUUAGUUUACAGUUACCAGGGUGAUGGUGACACAGACCUAAACUGCCAAGAGGAAAUUUGUAAAGAAGCACUGUGCUCUCUGCCUCCGAUGGACGUGGCUUUGGUAGCUGUUUUCAUCUUUGUUCCAUUAAGGAGUUUGCUGUUGACAUUUCACACUACGCUGCUCCUGGUGAGAGGACUGAAGAGUUAUUUAUCUGAACAGCCUGUUUCAGACCAUUGAGUGCCGUCUGGCUCCUCGUAACCCCAACGGUCCUCUUGGAAUGACCCCAGCACGGACAAGCACCCAGACAUGUGUGGGCUGGGAGGAGGAGGAGGAGGUUAAGCCAGUUCUGUUGCAAGAGCCAGCCAGAGAUGCCAAACCACAGGCUAAAACAAGACCCCAGAGACAUAAGGAGCGUUGCAGCGUUGAGACAGAGAGGAGAAAACUGUUAGGCUGAGAGGCGUUCAGUGUGCGCUAGCUGUGGAAAGGAUCUGGCAAGCCCCAGAAAAUAAAGCUCUCGGUAUCUCUGUAAUAACAACACGAGAUCGCCGCGAUACGAGCCGCGCUAAUCGCGAGGGAGACUAAAUCCUUCCAUUGUCCUUUUCAACGGAGCAUGUGCACCUUUAAAAACAAAGGAAUGCAAAUCCAUCAUACUUAAAGUCCUGCAUCGCAGAUGGAGAUAACCGGCUCGAUUGAUUGAACGCCUGCGUCUUCUGCUGAUAAAGCCAUCAGCGGCUGAUGGAUGCAGCCUUCCUCAGUGUUUAGUGUUUCAUCUUGAUUCUCUGUCGUAAUAAAGCACGUCGUUCCACUCCCGCUUUAUGUUUCGUGCCCCCUCCCAGUCCCGCUGUUCCUGUGCCGGCGUGGCCCAGAUGACAGCCGCGGUGAGCCGAGGCCUUGUAGUGUUUUCAGUGUGAAUAUCUGCUUGUUGUUUUUCGGGGGGGGCGUUGUAAAUAGACACAGCUGUCUGCCGUCACCACUUCGUUCUAGACUUAGACUCCUACAAAUCCCACAAUGCUGCUGUACCAGCUGGAAGCCAUACGCGCGGUGCUCCGCUGCAAGUCUGCGGGAUCCAGCGCGUAAUAAGAACCAGAACAGUGCCGCCGCUAUCGAUGAUCUGUCCUUCGGUGCCAUAAGACGCCGCUAAUGGCUGUUAGCAAAAGCAUAUUACACAUAUCGCACAUGUAAAAGCCUAUUUUAACUCGAAGACUCUCAAAACGCGAGACACAAAUUGGCAUCAAUCAUCCUCUAAUCAGUCCGUACAGAGGAGCCAAGGCUUGACAGGAGCUCAGUUAAUGCCCUGGAUUGAACGAAAUUGAGGGUUUCGCUCCGUGGCUUAACAGGUUGCGAAUCCGCGGUGUGUCACAGCGGCAGAAAUCCAUCAGCUGCUCGCCCCACAGCCCGGCAGAACCCACCUCCAUUUGUUGCCACAAUUUAGAAGCUGCACUUUUCUCUCCGGAGUGUAAAAUGUGUUUUUCUGGCACAGCCUCACAAUGUGCUUUUAAAUCAACAUGGGGAGGGGGGACUGGUCACCCUGCUCGCUCCAUCUCCACACCAUUACGCUCCAAGCCCCUAAUAGUUGUAAUUAGUUAAUGGACAGAUAACAUUUAUUAAGGCUGCGCUAAGCACUUUUUCCCUCCCAUCCGCCGCACCUCCGUCGCCCAAUCCGCUGCCAACUCGAGUUGCCCUGGAAACAGCAUUAAUAACGCCAUUGGCCGUCCAAGACCUCCAGAUCUAUACCCGCCGCGGUGCCAAGCAGCUACUCCCACUCCUGAACGCCUGCCAAGAGCCGAGAGCGCAAACACACUCGCACACACGACGCGCGGGAAGCGAAGAAGAAAAACCCUCGCCUAAAGUCCACUCGAGCUUCGGGGCCGCGGCAGCGCGCUAGUUUGAGCCGCACUCGUAAUCUUCCCGUUCGCUCGCACACUUCUCGGCCCUCGGCCCACGCCUCCUGGCACUGGCAGCGAGGCGGAGGAGCCCCACUUCCCAACUGUUGACUUGCGUUGCCACUGGCGCAUCCCUCCCGACAGUAACGGUGUCUAUGAUUUAACCAGUGAUGAUCACGGGUGAUGUUAAUGAUCUGAUGAUAUGUUUGCAUUUUUACCCACAUGGAAUGAACAGUCUUAUACCAUCAGUAUCUUAUGUGAUGACUGUGUGUGAAGAAUGUAAAAUAAUGAGCUUUCUCUAUAAAUAAAGUCAUAUUUUUCUAUUAUUA
Betta splendens (Siamese fighting fish) is the source of this 5697-nucleotide messenger RNA. RefSeq names its product neuropilin 2a (gene nrp2a). The transcript has 17 exons. Gene Ontology annotation, biological process: vascular endothelial growth factor signaling pathway; angiogenesis; axon guidance. The coding region runs from base 740 to 3394 and encodes 884 amino acids. Lineage: Eukaryota; Metazoa; Chordata; Actinopteri; Anabantiformes; Osphronemidae. The record is from RefSeq and is a predicted model, not a curated record. Gene Ontology annotation, cellular component: membrane. Gene Ontology annotation, molecular function: semaphorin receptor activity; vascular endothelial growth factor receptor activity.